UGAACAAUGUUCUAGAUAUGUGUACAUAAUUACACUGAAAGUGGAUGUGAUAGAAAGGAAACGUUUCUGUGGAGCAUAAUGGCACUUAUAUUUGCUGUAAUUGUUAUUCUUGUUACUACGGUUAUGUCUUUACCUCCGGUCAUCAGAAUUGGCGCAAUAUUUACGGAGGAUCAGAAAGACAGCCCCUCAGAGUUGGCAUUCAAGUACGCGGUAUACAGGAUCAACAAGGAUAAAAGUAUUCUACCAAACACAACACUUGUAUACGAUAUUCAAUACGUGCCAAAAGACGACUCUUUCAGAACAUCCAAAAAAGCUUGCAAGCAAUUAUCGAGAUCCGUUCAGGGAAUAUUUGGACCAUCGGAUCCUUUAUUAGGAGCGCAUAUUCAAAGCAUUUGUGAAGCCUUAGAUGUACCACAUCUCGAAGCCAGGAUGGACUUUGAACCUGCAUUCAAAGAGUUCAGUAUUAAUCUUUACCCAGCGCAAGAACAUCUGAAUAAAGCAUUCAAGGAUUUGAUGUCUUUCCUAAAUUGGACCAAGGUUGCUAUUAUCUACGAAGAAAAUUAUGGAUUAUUCAAACUUCAAGAUCUCGUGAAAUCACCGCCGUCAUCUAGAACAGAGAUGUACAUCCGGCAGGCGGGUGCUGGAACAUAUCGACAAGUACUUAGAGAAAUUCGACAAAAAGAAAUUUAUAAAUUGAUAGUAGAUACCGACCCUGCUCAUAUGCAGUAUUUUUUUCGAGCCAUUCUCCAAUUGCAAAUGAACGACCAUCGAUAUCAUUACAUGUUCACAACAUUUGAUAUCGAAACAUUUGAUCUAGAAGACUUCAAGUAUAACAAUGUCAAUAUGACAGCAUUCCGAUUGGUUGAUUUGGAAGAGCAGAAGGUAGCAGAAGUUCUCAAGCAAAUGGAACGUUUCCAACCCAUUGGUCAUGCGAUUCUCAAUCGUACCGGAGUAAUCCAGGCUGAACCUGCUCUUGUCUAUGACAGCGUUCAAGUUUUUGCUCAUGGCCUUGCUUCUCUAGACCGAAGUCACGUACUACGGCCGGUAAAUUUGUCCUGUGAAAAGGAAGAGCCCUGGGAUGAUGGCCUAUCACUCUACAAUUACAUCAAUACUGCUGGACUUAAUGGCUUGACUGGUCGUAUCGAGUUCAAUGAAGGGAAAAGGAACAAUUUUAAAUUGGAUCUUCUAAAGCUAAAAAAAGAAGAGUUGGUAAAAGUUGGGGAAUGGCGGCCAGGUUUAGGCAUAAACGUUACUGACUUAGAAGCAUUUUACGAUAAAACUUAUGCGAAUAUUACACUCGUCGUAAUGACACGUGAGGAAAAGCCAUAUGUUAUGGUAAGAGAAGAUAAAAACCUAACAGGAAACGCACGAUUCGAGGGCUUUUGCAUAGAUUUACUCAAGUGGAUAGCUGGUCAAGUGGGAUUUCAAUAUGUUAUUAAACUAGUACCUGAUCACAUGUAUGGUGUUUAUGACCCAGAAACGAAAGAAUGGAAUGGAAUUGUACGCGAGCUGAUGGAAAAGAGAGCUGAUCUUGCCGUCGCUUCUAUGACUAUUAACUACGCUAGAGAGAGCGUCAUUGACUUCACAAAGCCGUUCAUGAAUUUAGGAAUCGGAAUACUUUUUAAGGUACCAUCCAGCCAGCCCACUCGACUGUUUUCCUUCAUGAAUCCACUGGCCGUUGAAAUAUGGCUCUACGUUCUGGCAGCGUACAUGCUCGUCAGCUUUACUCUCUUCGUUAUGGCCCGCUUCAGCCCUUAUGAAUGGAAUAAUCCCCAUCCCUGUUUAGCCGAGAGUGAUGUCAUCGAGAACCAGUUCAAUGUCAGCAACAGUUUCUGGUUCAUCACCGGGACAUUUUUACGACAGGGCAGCGGUCUUAAUCCCAAGGCCACCAAACGCGCGCCUUCUCGACUCUUCUCAUUUAUGAACCCUCUCGCAGUGGAGGUUUGGUUAUCGAUGCUGGGCGCAUAUGUGGUCGUUUCCAUAUCAAUUUGGAUUGUGGCGCGUCUCUCACCUUAUGAAUGGGUAGAACCGCCACCGUGUCCGAGCUGCAAGUGCCCUUUGCAGGGCAGUCACGUCAGCGCCCUGGAACCAGAUAGUGAUGACAUCCCUUUGCCGAGAACAGUCAACGACUUCAAUCUCUCCAACAGCUUUUGGUUUACAGUUGGCUCUCUAAUGCAACAAGGAAGUGAUCUCAAUCCCAAGGCAACUAGUACAAGAAUAGUUGGAGGAAUCUGGUGGUUUUUCACACUUAUUAUCAUAUCUUCAUACACGGCAAAUCUAGCAGCAUUUUUAACCGUCGAGAGGAUGAUAACUCCUAUUGAAAAUGCAGCUGACCUAGCUGAACAAACCGAAAUAUCAUAUGGAACUCUUGAAGGUGGAAGUACAAUGACAUUUUUUCGGGAUUCAAAAAUUGGAAUCUAUCAAAAAAUGUGGCGAUUUAUGGAAGCUAAGAGAUCUUCAUUAUUCGUUUCUUCAUAUGAAGAAGGAAUAAAACGAGUCUUAGAAGGAAACUACGCAUUUUUAAUGGAAUCAACAAUGCUCGAUUAUGCUGUACAACGCGACUGUAACCUUACGCAAAUCGGCGGAUUAUUGGACAGCAAAGGAUAUGGAAUAGCAACUCCAAAAGGCUCACCAUGGCGGGACAAAAUAUCUCUUGCAAUCCUCGAGCUACAGGAGAAAGGCGUGAUACAAAUUCUUUACGACAAGUGGUGGAAAAACACAGGAGAUGUAUGUAACAGGGAUGAAAAGAGCAAAGAAAAUAAAGCAAAUGCACUUGGAGUCGAGAACAUUGGCGGAGUAUUUGUUGUUCUUCUCUGUGGUCUUGCGCUCGCUAUCCUCGUCGCCAUUCUCGAGUUUUGUUGGAACUCCAAGAAAAAUACUCAGUCCGAUCGGUCUCUGUGUGCUGAAAUGGCGUCGGAAUUGCGGUUUGCAAUGCGAUGUGGUUCACAACAACGUCCGGUUACUAAGAAUCGAGACCAUGGCAGUUUGGACCCUACUUCUUGUCCACGAUGCAGUCCGCAGCCGUCAUUUAUACGAAGCCGCCGAUGUUUCAGUCAUCAAGAAACUACUUAUAUACCUACUAUUGAAAUACCUCGAUUAAACGCAGGAAGCUGGUGCGCUGCCGAUGAUGGAGAUGAAGAAAUCAUUGAGCUUCGAUCAAGUGGAGACGUGCCGUGGCGAGAACACCUAGCAGAGGCUGAAUAUUCAGCAUCUUCGACAGCAAAUGCACCAAACACCACCACCACCAUCAGUGUGCAAAGCCACCCCUGCACACAUACGUCCUUGCCACUCUCAUACUCACAGUCACAGCCAUUCGCACAAACAUCAUCAAACGUUGAAACAGAAACGGACAUGUCCGAGUAUCAGCAUGGGUCAAGGAGAUGACCAUCCUGAAAGCAUACUUUGGAGAUUUGACUGUGAUUUAGCGGGUGAGCCAGAUGUCGUAAUUUCACCACCAC
Microplitis demolitor is the source of this 3458-nucleotide messenger RNA. RefSeq names its product glutamate receptor ionotropic, kainate 2. The record is from RefSeq and is a predicted model, not a curated record. Lineage: Eukaryota; Metazoa; Arthropoda; Insecta; Hymenoptera; Braconidae. Gene Ontology annotation, molecular function: glutamate-gated receptor activity. The coding region runs from base 79 to 3384 and encodes 1101 amino acids. The transcript has 20 exons. Gene Ontology annotation, cellular component: plasma membrane; postsynaptic membrane.